AUGGCGGGACCGGGGGCCGGUGCCCUCCUGAGCCGUUGGGUCAGGCGGCGACCCGCCUGCGCCUGCAGCCUUCUGGCCGCGCUCUGCUAUCUCAACACGCUCAGGGCUGGUUUUGUCUACGAUGACACGCGCGCAAUUUUGACCAACGGUGACGUGCGCUCCUCCACUCCUCUCACCGCCCUGCUGCAACACGACUUUUGGGGCACGCCGCUCAGCCACGGCGGCUCUCACGGCUCGUACCGGCCGCUCACCGUGCUCACCUUCCGGCUGAACCAUGCGCUGGCCGGGCUGCGGCCGGCGCUGUACCACACCACCAACGUGGCGCUGCACGCCGUCUGCAGCGGCCUGGUGGAGGCGGUGGCCGGACUGGUGGGGCGGGCCGACCUGCUGGCGCUGCUCUUCACGCUGUGCUCGCUGCUCAGCUACGCGCGGCAGGCCAAGGAGCAGGGCAUCGCAGCGCUGCCGCUCUGCCUCCUGUACGACGUGUUCGUGCACAGCAGGACGAGCAUGUCGGCCCUACUCACGCCGCAGCGCCAGGACAAGCGGCUGCUCCGGCUGCAGCAGAGCUGCGCCCUCGUCUCGCUGGCGUGUGCUGCGCUUCUCUCCGCCCGCCUCAGCGUGCUGGGCGGUGGCGGCGCGCUGAGCAGCGCCCUCACGCUGAUCCACCUGCCGGCGGUGAGCGUCGGCUUGCUGCUGCUGCCGCACCAUCUGAGCUUCGACUGGUCCGACAGCGCGCUGCCGCCGCUGCUGGGGCCGGCCGACCCGCGCAACGCCGCCUCGGCUGCGCUCCUCCUCGGCCUGGCCGCGCUCCUGUUCGCGGCGUGCCGCGCGCCCGCCGAGACGGCGACCAACAACAAUAACAACGGCAGCAGCAGCAGUAGCAAGCCAUCCAGACCUGGCGGGCACAGCGGGCCUGGUCGGCCGGGCCUGCUCUUCGCGCUGUGCUUCUCCUUGCUGACGUUUCUCCCGGCCAGCAACCUGCUCUUCUACGUGGGCUUUCUGGUAGCGGAGCGGGUGCUCUACGCGCCCUCCGUUGGGUUCUGCCUACUGGUGGGGCGCGGUCUGUCGCUGCUGGAGGCGCGCUGGCGCCGGCUGGGCCCGGCGCUUAGCGCGCUUCUGCUGGCGGUGCUGGCCGCCCGCACCCUGCUGAGGAACGAGGACUGGCGGGACGAGCAGGCCCUCUACACAGCCGGCGUGCCGUACUCGCCCGCCAAAGCUCUGGGAAACCUGGCCACCAUAAUGGCAGACCGCGGCCGCCUGGAGGAGGCCGAGCGGGCGUACAGAGCAGCACUGGCCGUCAGAUACAACAUGGCCGACGUUCACUACAACCUAGGCAACCUUUUGUAUUCUCAAGGAAAAUACGCCGAGUCGACACAGUCAUACCAGAAGGCUGUUGGAUUCCGCCGACAAUUUGCUCAAGCCUACCUCAAUUUGGCACACGCUCAUAUAAAACUAGGACAAUCUGAAGCAGCACGCCGAGUGCUGCUGGCCUGUCGUGAUCUGAAUGGGUCAAGAAUUCGCGACCCGAGAUCACAUACGUCGGCUCGAGUCAGCUGCUUGGUGGAACUGGGUCGACUAUUCGCUGAAAAGGAAAACGACCCACCUCAAGCUUUAACCCAGUAUCAGCAGGCCCUGGAGCUAGCUUCGGAGCACUACCAUAAAGAGACCAUCUAUAAUCUGAUCGGAGAGGCGCAGUACCGGCUCUCCAACUACGACGAGGCCGAGGCGUGGUUCAGAAGGGCGCUCGAGAUUCAGCCAGGCAUGGUGCACGCGCACAUAUUCUACGGAAAAAUGCUGGCGAAAAACAAAACCCGUAUGGACGAGGCGGAAGGCUGGUUUCAUCGGGCUCGCACCACCGCUCCGUUCAACUACGUCGUAUAUCUCCACUAUGGUCAGUUUCUGUACGACGCGGGUCGAUUGCAAGAGGCGGCCGAAGUGUACCUGCGGGGCGUGGAACUGGCUCCCUCAGAGUACGACCUGACUUUCAACUUGGCCAACGUCUACCGGGAGUUGAGUCAGUACGAACGGGCAGAAUUCUACUACCGGCGGGCGACACACAUACGACCCGAGGACGUGCACAGCCACCGGAAUCUGGGCGCCAUCCUGCACCUGAACGGCAAGCUGCAGGAGGCCGAGGCAGCCUAUCUGACCGCUCUCGGCCUCAGCCCCGGUGAUCACGUGACCGAGGUCAACCUGGCGCGGCUGUACAACAUUAUGGAGCGGAGGGGCCGCGGGCAGCGCGCCGCCGACGGCAAGUGAUAAGGGAGGCGUCUGCGGGCGGCGGGUCGAUGGCCGGUGCAGGCGCGCGGCCGCCGAGACGUUCGGGCGACGUUCCGCUUUGCUUUGUGAGGUAGCCAUGGUUUUGAGGCAGGACCUCGCGCUCCUGGCUGGGCGAUUCUGGCUGAUGUGUAUCAGGAAGGGCUUCACGUUGAUCUGAGAGCUCCGGUGAUCUCAGUGGUGCCGAGACGGUCAGACGAAUCUCACAAGUAUGCUGUUGAAUGCGUGCAAAGGCCGAUCAGGGGGUGUUGGUGUUGACAUGCUACACAUGCCUGAUGUGAUGCGAAGAAUGGUGGAUACCUAUUUUAACAACGUGUUGCUCCGAGUAUCUCGUCCCAGUCUACCAUGUCUGGCGACGAACUUGUUCAUUAAUUGUUCAUCGUUGACCACGUAAUACACAGCAAAAACAUGCA
This is a messenger RNA of Pollicipes pollicipes, 2690 nucleotides long. RefSeq names its product protein O-mannosyl-transferase TMTC2. Gene Ontology annotation, biological process: protein O-linked glycosylation via mannose. Gene Ontology annotation, cellular component: endoplasmic reticulum membrane. NCBI's taxonomy places the organism in Eukaryota, Metazoa, Arthropoda, Thecostraca, Pollicipedomorpha, Pollicipedidae. The transcript has 13 exons. Gene Ontology annotation, molecular function: mannosyltransferase activity; protein binding. The record is from RefSeq and is a predicted model, not a curated record. Bases 1 to 2259 code for a protein of 752 amino acids.